This is a messenger RNA of Onychostoma macrolepis, 2362 nucleotides long. RefSeq lists its product as uncharacterized. The coding region runs from base 10 to 1182 and encodes 390 amino acids. The transcript has 2 exons. Gene Ontology annotation, molecular function: RNA-DNA hybrid ribonuclease activity; nucleic acid binding. NCBI's taxonomy places the organism in Eukaryota, Metazoa, Chordata, Actinopteri, Cypriniformes, Cyprinidae. The record is from RefSeq and is a predicted model, not a curated record.
GUGAAAUUAAUGAUGGCGUACUGGGUUAAUCUCCAGGGACAAAAUGAGUGGCAUCCUGUCAAAAGUGUAUUAACAGAAUGUUGGGAACAUAAUGAAACAAAUUAUACUAGUUUUGGAUGGAUAGGUAAUGCAAAGGCAAGAAAUAUAGGAUUACACCAAUUACAGUACAGUAAUUCAGUUUCAAUAUCUUCCAUUCCUCCUUGGUUAUUCCCUUUACCAAAUGUUGACCUCAGUAUACAGCAGGAAUUGAAAGAUAAUUCGGCACAACUUCCAUCAUGGUUUAUAGUCCAGAAUUAUUUCAAGGAACAUUAUCCAGAAUCAGUGUUUUUAUUUACAGAUGGAUCCAAAGAUCCUGAAACAGGAUUUGCAGGUGCAGCAGUAUAUAUUCCAAUGAGAGAUUGUUUUAUUAAGAAAAGAGUAACCAAUCAUUUGUCAGUGUAUGCAACAGAAUUAUUGGCAAUAUUACUGGCCCUGCAGUGGAUAGAGGAGAAGAAAAUUAAAAACACCGUCAUUGCAUCAGAUAGCUACUCAUCACUUGAAAGUAUACGAUCAGGCAGGUCACUAGUUAGGAUGGAUAUUAUCAAUGAGAUAUUCUGUAAGAUGUAUAAUAUGAAAGUUAUGGGUAUUUCUACACGUUUCAUUUGGGUUCCUGCUCAUGUUGGUGUAGAAGGAAAUGAGAAGGUGGAUAUUCUGGCUAAACAAACUCUAAGAUUAAAACAAGUAGAUUUUCAGGUCCCAUUAAGUAAAGCAGAAGCUAAAGUACUCAUAAGAACAUAUGCACAAUCAGUAUGGCAGGUAUAUUGGGAUGAUAAUGAAACCGGUAGACAUUUAUACAAUAUACAAAAACAAGUUGGUGCUGGGAGGAGGGAGAGCAGGAAUCGAAGAGAAGGGAGUAUCCUAACUCGGAUGAGAAUAGGUCAUACUGGACUUAAUAGUACACUAUAUAAAAUCGGAAAACACCCAACUGGGGAAUGCAUACACUGUAGCCAACAAGAAACAGUUGAGCAUGUACUACUCCAUUGUAGGAAAUAUAGCAAUGAGAGACGUCAUCUUAUUCUAUCAUUGAAGAAAGUAAAACAUCAUGACUUUACUUUAUCAGGCUUAUUAAGGGAAACAGCUAGUAAGAUAUAUGAUGAUAUUAUUAAAUUUGUGAAAGAAAGUAAAUUAUAUAAAAGAAUAUAGCGUUUUGAUUGUUUUUUUUGUUUAUUUAUUAUGGUUCAUUUUCCAGUUUGUUUAUUUGUUUUGCUUGGUUUUUAUGUUCAUUUAUAUUUAGUAUAAAAGCAAAUAUCAUGAUCCAUACUCCAUUCCAGGUGGUGGCGGUAAUGCACCAAUAAGCUAGGUUGCCAACCGCCAAUAAACACCAAAGAAGAAGAAGAAGAUGAACUGAGUGGAGCCUCACCCACUGUGUCUGUCGUAUGCUCCCCCCGUCACAGUGUGUAUUUGCAUACCUCCGUGCACUCUGUUCGCGCAGACAUGAUAAAUAAUCAGCGCGUUCCAUUAAGCUAUUGCAGACCGAGCGAGACAUGAGGUAAUUUGACAGCGUUGCAUUCAACCCUCCACCAACGCCGUCUCUCAUUGUGUUGCAGAUGUUUUCCUCUGCAGGUAUACUGUCCUGAAUGACUCGCUUUUGUUGAGAUGACUUCCAAGAAAGGAAGUGUCCUCAUCCUUGGGAAGCUGCGAUUGUUUUGAACUAUUCAUAGUCUCAUUUAUUUGAAUCUCCACCGAUUGCACUUUUCAGUCCGUUUUUCACUUUGGUAAAAAAAAAAAAAAAAAUGUGUAGCACUGACAUGCUAUUUCUAUUGUUUUGGUUGCUGCUAAUAAUGCGGCUGGUGUAUGCUAAUAGGCAGGAAACUGCAAAUGCUGACAUGAACAACUUUAGUGGAGCACACAAUUUUAUUUGAAAAAAGAAAUUUAAUUUUUUUUAAUUGACGAAAUAUUUUAGUUUGUCUUGUAUAAUUUUUUGUAUUAGAUCAUAUAACGUUUUAAGCUGUCAUAUGGUCAUGUUAAAAAGUGCCCCUCAGAUGCUACAAUGUACCCCACCUACAUGGCAUGUUGUCACAUUUCACUUCCAUUUUUUGAGGGUAAAUAAAGAAAAAUGUAUACACUGUACUUAUAAAACAAAGCGACAUAUUUGUACUAGACAAGUGUGAAAUUACUGUGGAUAAAAAUAUACUCUGAACCCCCUGAGGAUUUACACAAAUUGAGAAAGUCAAAAAGUGUUAGGUUGUGCCCUGUGCUCCCCUACACCUUACUGUACACGUUUUAAAAUCUAAAAUUCUUCAUCACACUGAGCUUUAAGAUGUCUGUCACCAUUUCUUUCAUAUGUAUUGAUCAUAGAAUAUCAUAUUUUCAAAAGCAGUUU